AUAUUAUCAUAUGCAAGUGAGGCACAAAAUAAAAAAAAGGCUGCAAUAUUAUCAUAGCCAGGUGAGGCACAAAAUAAAAAAAGGCUGGAAUAUUAUCAUAUGCAGGUUGUUUCCCCGAUUAUGCCAAUUCCACUUACAUACGAGGGCUGAUCAAGCACGCUGACCAGAGAGCUGAACUUGAUUACAACUGAUAAACCAGUUCUUUAUCAGUCAGGAUCAUUUCUUUUCAUAAUUGCUUACAGAUAAAUAUGCACUGUUUAUUGAACUUGGCUUCCACUGCCAUCUGUUAUUGUUAACUUCUAAUCAUAGUGUAAGAGAAUGCGAAAAGGUGGUGGCUCCAGUGAGCGAGACCUGUUAGCCAGGAAUCACAUGGGUGAGCCAAGUGGCUAAAAUAACAAGGAAGCUACAUUAUUAUAACAUCAGGCCAAGGGUGUUGCCUGGACCGCAGUUAGGUUGCAUCGCAGUUAGGUUGCAUCGUAAGAAAAUAAAUGUAGGUAUGAAUUUCUUAUGUAAUAAUUUGUAAUGAUUGUGGUGGGUAUUGUAACAAUAAAAGUUGCUGUGAAAAAACGAUGAACUUGCAAGAUUGCGCUGUCACCUAGUUAAGUUUUAAAUUUGGAUCAAUAACGCAACAGACAAGACCGCUGUAGGAUUUUUCGCUGUUAAAGGAGAAGAAUUGUCACUUCGCAGUGUUGAUAAGAUAGAAUUCGGGAAAAAAGACGUCAAAGUCUACAUGUUCAUGCUUGGAAUUAGUAUAACAAGCUUUUAUACUCAUCAAUGAGAACUGCCGUCAUAUCUUGAAGAAAGCAGUGUUAUAUAUGCGUCUUCUCAUUGUUAAGGCAAAAUUCAAGUUGGAAUAUUUAUGUGUCUGAAGACAUGAUAAUUGUUGCAAGACAUCUGCAUACAAAGUCGGUCAUUUAGGAAGUGGACCCAUAUUCUGCAGGAAGAAAGGUUGUAUAAGUGUAAACAUCUUUCUUGCUUAGAGCAUUAACACGAAGCUUGCAAGCAUGGAAAUUGACACAAGAGACAUCAUUUUAUUGAUCGCCAGUGUUUUUAAAUGACUCCUAAUACAAGCAUUGGUUUCCGAACCCUAUGCAUAGAAUGUGAAUAUACCGUUCUUGCCACUGUUCAUAAAAUGAUUAUCCUUUCAACAGUCAAACAUUUAUUCAGUUACUCAUUAAAAGUCAUUGGAUGUUCAACUAUAUUGUAAUCAUUUUACUAUAAAAGGAAAUUGAAUAGCUAAAAAUGAAACCUGUAUGUUUAGAAGAUUGGGACUAAUAUAGCAGUUCACAUUCUGUGUCUGCCAGGUAGAAAUAACUCCUAUGACUGCAUUUGUGAUGCCAUAAGCCAAUUGACAAAGGUUUUUAUGGUAGAGUCUUGGUGCUAUAUUGGUCUCAACGUCGCUGCUUUUACAUGGAGAUAAAUGUAACAGUUGCCAUGGUAACAAAAAAGAUUUCUAUAUAUAAUAUAGAAAACACUAGUGCAGUCUACAAAUAGGCUAUACCAGUGUUUGCUGGGGAUAAGGUUGUGCUAUUUUAUGAGAUAAGGAAUUCAUGUUCUUAAGACAGAUUUAAGCUGAACAGUAUUGGAAAAGCGUAUUUAAAUCAGGUGGAUUCCCUAUUAAGUCGGCUACUUGUUAGAAAUGGCUAAAGAAGGAAUGUUCAGUUGCAGAAAGUGAAAGGGAAGUGUUUUUCUUACAAGAUUUCUUUACAUUCUAAAUCAUUGCUGAAAAAUUGUUGAACAAAAAAUGAACAUAGAAAGCAGUUUGAUUGAAUAAUGUGUCAUUUAAAGAUAAACAAAAGACCGUAACUUUGCAAAUUGUUGUAAUUUAAACAGCAUAUUUGAGAACAUUUUGUAUUCAAAAGCAGUCUAGAUCGUUAAAGAUAUGAAUUUCAUCUGACGUAAUUUUGUAAACAGAUUGAAAGAUAACAAAAUUGUUAUCACAUCAUUUAUAAUAAUGUAACGUGCAUUUAAGGAAAAGCUCACAAAAACAAACUGUAUGAUAAAGUUUUGAUCUAAACCAUUUUCAUAAUGGAGGGAAUAAGUGGAUUUUUAUCAACAAUUAUCGAUAAGAAACGUGCAUGAAAGGCAAAUAAGAGGAAAUUGAUCAUGCAGCAGUAAAGAAGUGCACGCAUUUCGGGCUUUGUUCGUCAACGUUUUGGCGAUCUAGACAGGAGCGAUGAUGAUGGCCUUUCACUGGCAGAAGUUGAGCCCGACGGAGUUCCACCAGCUUCAGGAAUAUACAUCGUACUCCUCCAAGAAGCUGAAAGAUGUGUUGGAAGAGUUUAAUGACAAUGGCGUUCUGUCACAGUACAACCCAGAAGAGCCCAUUGACUACGAAGGGUUCCGACUGUUCAUGGAGACGUACCUGGAGGCGGACAUCGGGGAAGACUUGUGCAAACACUUGUUCCUGUCCUUCAACAAGAAAUCACCGACGAGCCUCCCUUUGGCACCCCCAAUCCAGGGGAAGGAAUUGAGUGUUAAAGAUGUGGCCGUUGUCGCCUCACAGACUGUGUGUGCGGCAAUUACCCAUCAGUCUACAGAAAUCCAUGUGGAUCGGCAGGAACGCAGUGGUCUUGCAGAAAAAAUCCACGGAAUUACCGAAAAACUCCACAGUCUUGGACACAGUGGAGAUAAAGGGUUAGUGUCCAACCCAGCCAUUGAGAAAGCUCAGUACAGUGACAAGGACUGUGACGCCUCAAACCACUCUCGAUCUUCAUCCAAGAAAUCCAACCACAGCAUUCACAGUGUACACAACGGCAAGUCGAUAGAUGGUGCAGACCCCUGGAUUCGACAGUCAAACUCCUCGUUGCUAAAGACAAACUUGAAUACCUCGAAAGACAGUAAACAGUUAAUCCGAUCCACAAGUCUGGAUAUCAAGACGGGUCACAUUUACCUUAAGGACCUCGUGUGUUAUCUCUCCUUGCUUGAGGCAGGAAGACCCGAGGAUAAGUUAGAAUUUAUGUUUCGCCUUUAUGAUGCUGAUGGAAAUGGGCUAUUAGAUUCCAGCGAGCUGGACUGUAUUGUGAACCAGAUGAUGUCUGUGGCCGAGUACCUGGGCUGGGAUGUCUCCGAACUCAAGCCUAUAUUGCAAGACAUGAUGAUAGAGAUAGACUAUGAUUCUGAUGGUACUGUGACACUAGAGGAAUGGAAACGUGGCGGCAUGACGACCAUACCCCUUCUUGUGCUUCUUGGACUUGAUACUGAGAAUGUGAAGGAUGAUGGUACCCAUGUCUGGAGGUUGAAGCAUUUCAACAAGCCAGCCUACUGCAACUUGUGUCUAAACCUUCUCGUUGGUCUCGGAAAACAAGGGUUGUGUUGUACAUUUUGUAAAUACACUGUUCAUGAGCGUUGUGUGCAUCGAGCUCCAGCCUCCUGUAUCACCACAUAUGUGAAAUCAAAAAAGACGUCGCAGGUGAUGAAUCAUCAUUGGGUGGAAGGCAACUGCUCGGGAAGAUGUGACAAGUGUCACAAGUCCAUCAAAUUCUGUAAUGGUGUCACAGGGCUACACUGCAGAUGGUGCCAUCUAACUCUGCAUAACCGAUGUGCAUCCCAAGUGAAGCCAGAGUGUGACCUGGGUCCCAACAGGGACCACAUCCUGCCCCCGACAGCCAUCUGCCCUGCAGUUUUGGACCGAAAAACAGGCGAGAAACGUGCUCUCACCCGUACUGACUCGACUGUGUUUGAUGGCUCUGCUGGUCAGAGCUCGUUCCAGAUCAGUCCUGUUGACAAUGCUCAUCCUCUUCUUGUGUUCGUGAAUCCGAAAAGUGGCGGCAAGCAGGGCUCCAGAAUAAUGCGGAAGUUCCAGUAUUUGUUAAACCCUCGACAAGUGUAUGAUAUUAUGAAGGGAGGACCACAAGUUGGGUUGCAUUUUUACAAGGAUUUAAAGUACUUCCGGAUCCUAGUGUGUGGUGGAGAUGGGACUGUGGGGUGGCUACUUGAGGCCAUAGACAAGUUGAACUUUGACCCUCAGCCCCCUGUUGCUGUGCUACCUCUAGGGACGGGAAAUGAUUUGGCCCGGUGUCUACACUGGGGUCGAGGCUAUGAGGGUGAGAGUCUACCGAAGGUGUUGGACCGGAUAUCUCGUGCGGAGACCAUAUUGAUGGACCGAUGGCAGAUCGAGUUCUCAAAGCCGGAGGAUGGUGAAGAUGAACAGGGCGACCCUGUACCCUAUAACAUCAUCAAUAACUACUUCUCAAUCGGCGUGGAUGCCUCGAUAUGUCAUAGGUUCCAUAUAAUGAGGGAAAAACAUCCCGAGAGAUUCAACAGCAGAAUGAAAAACAAGUUGUGGUAUUUUGAGUUUGGCACGUCCGAGACACUGGCAGCGACAUGCAAGAACCUACAUGAAGACAUUGAUAUCAUGUGUGAUGGUUGCUCACUGGACCUUGCGAAUGGCCCUUCAUUAGAAGGCAUCGCCCUACUGAACAUCCCAAGUAUCUACGGGGGCACUAACUUGUGGGGGGACAACCCUAGCCAGAAGAAGCGACGCAAGGUUCAAAAACAAAUGAAGAAAGAUAAGGACAAGGAAUUGUCCACAAGCAGUAUGUCGUCUGUGGAGCUCGGCAUCGCAGUGCAAGAUGUGGGCGAUAAACAGAUAGAGGUUGUUGGCCUUGAGAAUUCAAUGCAUGCAGCCCAGGUGUACGCAGGGCUGCGGGCUUCCGGGAAACGCCUCGCUCAGUGCUCAUCUGUUGUUAUCAGAACUCGGAAGCGGUUUCCCAUGCAGAUAGAUGGUGAACCGUGGAUGCAGCCUCCCUGUACUAUAUCGGUCACUCACAAAAACCAAGCGCCCAUGAUGAUUGGACCGCCCUCAAGAAAGAAAUCCUCUCUGUUUAAAAUGUUCAAGAAAUAAUACCAAUGGCCUGCAGUUGCUCAUCUGUUCAUUUCUCACUCUCAACAUACUCAUCUAAAAAUAACAAGCCAAUCAACUUCAGGGAAUAUGUCACAUGAUUUCCAAGUGACCAAUCAGCAUGCUCCUUUCAUUUUAAAUGACUUUUACUUUAUAUUUUGUCUAUUUUGUACUCAAUACUCCAUGAAUGUUGUUUGCCAUAUACAGUUUUAUAUCAAGUAGUUGAUAUGUUAAUCAUGUAUUAUAUACUUCUAGAGAAUUCUUUCUAUUGCAAAGUAGAUACUUGUAGAGAAUUCAGUAUAGUAAGAUAAGUAAAGUCUGGAUUGGGAAAUGAAUGGAAAUGGUAUUUACAUGUAGGUAUAAAUUUUUUCCUUUUUCCUUAUUAAGUUUACAAUGUGUAGUUAACUUUUAUAAAAACUGUUUCAAAAUCUAUUGAAGUAUGCUGUGAAAAAAAUCAGAAUAUAAAAUUAUUUGAAGGAAACCAGCAGAAAAAGGUAUUAUGUAUCAUUAAAUACGGAAAAGGUAGUUUUUUUGGUAUUUUGUGAAACCGCUUUUUACAGAGAUUUUUUGUUAUUAUCUAUCUUGAAAGUACCAAUGAAUGUAAAAACAUAGGGGCUGUGGUUGCUGCCAGCCUAUUUUCAGUCACACUAAGACAUCAUAUUUGCUUCUUAUGUCAUAUUUACUCUGAGACACAUUUCUGCUUAUGACGGUUUAUUUUAUAAAAUGCUUAUAAUGUGCAAUUUCAAAGAUGAAGAUGUUUUUGCCUAACUCAAAGUGAAACCAGGGUUGUAUUAAAGAAGCAUUUUACAUUUAAUUCUCAAUCUUUCCAAGAGUAUUUUCUUCACAAUUUCCCCGUUUGUAUUAUUUCAUUCAUGUACUGGUAUUAUAUUGUAUUAUAUAAUAUAUAUAACUAAAUAAAAGUGCAAUAACUUAAGUUCUCACUAAUGUUUAAAGCAUUAGAUCAUUCUUUUGUGUUUGAAAAAAAAGAAGACAUUUUGGUAUUUUUACACUGAAGUGCAAAAAUAUUUUAGAUUUAUUUAAAAUAAACUUCAAGUUAAAAAUGAAUUUUCUUGCCAUAUCACAAUGGUGCAUAAAGAGGUUACGCCGAAGCUUGAUAAGUUUUAUUAUAUAUUUUGGAGACAUGGGUUGUGAAUGCUUAAUAAUCUCUUAUUGGAGCCAUUUUAUCAAUGAGGGUAUCACAAAUUUGAGUUUUGAAUCCUUAAUUUUUUGUUGUAAAAAAUCAUUUGGCUGAAACAGUUACACUACAAGUAUAUUUGUUGAAUAUUCAGGCUAGAUGUUAAAUUGAUUUCCGACACUUGCCCUGUGUCCAAAUACAGUGAAAUUUCAAAAUCGUACAAUAUUUUUUAGUUACCCUCAUUGAUAAGAUGGCACCGGUAUUAUUUGUACGUCCCUUGUUAUUGGCUAUAUGUUCUAUUAGAGACAACGUAAAACAUUAGGCCGGUUGUUCAGAUCUUCGUUAAAGUUAACAAUGAUUUACAUCAGCAUUGUUAAUUUUAAAUCUUUGUUGCUCUUGAAGAUUUGUGAUCAGCAGUAUUUCUAACAAAAUUUGAGACACCUGUUGCCACUGUACUUUUUUAUUUAAAUAUAUGAGCACAUCCUCAAAAAGUUAAUACUAGUAUUUAAAAGUUAACAACGAUGUCGUUAAUCAAACUGUUAACUUUAAUAAAGUUCUGAACAAUCAGCCCAUUAUGUUGAAUGUAAAUCCAGUGUUCCUCAUAUAUCUUCCAUUGAUUUCCAGAAGGGCUUACCAGUCCUGGUUAGGCCACAAUUAGUACAUUGGUUGUUUGGCGUUUUCCUACCCCCAUUUUUAGCCCAUUCAUAUUUAAAAUCAGUUCAUACACAUGAAUAACAAACAUAAAUUUUAAUUAAUAAACCUUAACUUUUUAAUAAAUUAUGCAUUGAUGGAAAAUAUUAGUUACUGAUAGCAAGAUCGUAACUGUGUAUUUAAUAGCUGAAAAAGCUCAAAUAUUAAAUGACUGGUGGGUCCUAAAAGAUUUUCAGUGAUCGACUAUUAGGUAGAAAUACUGCACCUUUUUGUCAAAUUAAACAUGGUAUCCUUUAUAAGAACCAUUGUUUUUUAAUUUUAUUAAUCCAUUUUGGUGAAUUAAAACAAGUGAAUUAAUUGUGGAUAUCUUAUUUGGGAGUAAGACUAAGAGUGCAUCUUUAAAUAACAAAAAUAAAAUAAAUAAAUCUGAAUAAAUAAUAUGAAAACUUUGUGGGGAAAAAUAAGGUCACUGCAUUCACUGGUAUUUUUGAGAGGUGGCUGGGAAACACGUAACAUACUGUUUAUAAAUUGUGGCCUAAUUAAUAAUUAUGUGAAUAGGCCAUUUUGGCAAGCAUUGGACAAUAUGUUCCUAGAAAUUUAUAUGAACUAGACAGUAUGUAUGUAACUAUUGAUAAAUAAAUAGGACAUCUUUCCAGUGAUUGAAAUUAUGGAAUCUGACUACUGUCAAAGUGUUUCAGAAAGCUCUUGGCAGAAGACAAAUGUUUAAUGCUACAAGUGUUUGUACUUUGACUGUGACUAAGUUACACAAGGUUAGUCUUGGCAGCUUCUUUGAUUUCUGUUUUAUAUUAUAAAUAUGGUGCUUUUUGUGGUAGCAUAUUUGUUUCUUCUUUGUAAACAUGGUGUGUAGUGGUUUUGCAUCUACACCUUUGGAUGAAUGAUUGUGGAACAAUACACCUAUGGGAGUAAAAGUGUGGACUGCUUGGCAUAAUGGCGUUUUAACUUCAACUAUAUUUUAUGCAUGAUAAUUGUUUCUGUGACAGAAAUUCUAUUCAAAAUGAUUGUUUAAAAGAGAUCAGAGUUUUGAUAGGAUAUUUUGAAAAAUGUGAAAAAUUAUGAAAACAUAAUUCAUUUCAUGUAUUUGAAGUACCGUAUAUAAACUUUGAUAAGAAUAAAUAUUACAAAAUUAAAUCAAAUUUGGUCUUAUGAAUCAUGAAAACUAUAUUGAAAGUAUCACAAAAAUUGUUUAUGAAUCUCUGAAGAAAAAAAAAUGUAAUAUAAAAAAAAAUCAUUGUUAAAUUACUCAAGAAAGCUCAAGUUAAGGUGUAUGUAUACAUGUACAUGUAUGUAUUAAUACAGUCAGAAAUAGUGCUGCAUGUUUGUUAUUAUGAUUCUUAAUUUACUUGUGCUACAAUGUAUGUACAAAUCAAACUUGAAAUUACAUAGAGGUAUGUACUUCAUUGACGGAUUACAAUGCAUUGCUGUUUUUUCAAAUGGUUAAAAAUAAACAUGAUUUGAGUUGAGUUGUCUUGCUAUGAAAAUAGAUUUCUAUGUGUUUAAGUAGUGCUUUACAUACCAAUUUAAGAUUGAUCUGUAUGACCUGUGAAAGAUAUUUAUUUUAAGAAGUAGUAAAUGUACAAAUUAAGUUGAAUUUACAAUAUAUGGUUUAACACCUCCAUUUGGCUUGGGUUAAGAUUUUUCAUAUUUUGAUUUCAAUUUGAUCUUAAGUUCAUCUAUCCCAUGAAGUGGAAUACACAUAAUUUAAUGAAUUAUUUCACAGGCCCCAAUUUCUCGAAACGUCUUAAGUCUCUUAUAACAGAAUUAAGCUAAGUUCUCUAAAAAAAAUUCUAUAAUUUGCGUUAUAUUUACUUCUUAAAGAUUUUUUAGACUUUAAAUAAGAAGUAUCUUUAUGAAAAUUACAAUAAAUCAUUUUUGACUGCUCAAAAUUAAAUUUAAGUAUGUAUAAUUAUGGCUUAUUGAAAUAAGCUACUUAAGCCUGUUGACCUUAAGAAGUUUCGAGAAUAUGGGGCUAGUUCUUUACAUUUCUGUAAAAUAGUUUCACAAUUUUCCAUUUUUAUGGGAAUUUAUCACUGGUGAUAAUGUGCAAUAAUAUUGUUUAACUUUAUUCAACUUACCUGAUCUGUUUUCCAAGGAAAACUAUUUGAGGUAAUGUCAAAGACUUGGUGUCGUUGUCAGAGAUGUCACUGGCAUUACCCUCAUGCAAAACAUUAUACCUUGACCAUAACUCUUAAAACUGUACAAGAUAUUCAUAUGAAACUUGGUAUACAUGUUGCAUGAGAUGAGCUUAAAUGGCUUUUGCUCCUUUGAUGCUUGUUAGGUUAUCUUGUUGGUUAUAGCAGUGUUACAUAUAACAAUAUAUUUAUUCUUUAAUUGAUUCUAUGAAUGGAAAUCUAUCAAAUACUUGACAAAUGCCAUACAAAUUAAUUUGAACAUUUAUUGCAAAAAAUAUAUCUAUUUGUUCAAUUAAAUAAAAAGUAAUGAUAUAAACAUGUAUUUUGUAUAGACAUUCAAAACUAUUUUUUAGAUUUUUUAGCUUCAUAAAAUUGUGCCAAACAUAGUUUAUUUUUAUGUGUAAAACAUUUCAAACAAUGUUUUUACAUGGGCAGUGAAACGAUCUACGGAUAGAUUAAAGCAACUUGAAAUGAUUAUAGAAUUGAAUAAAUGCUUUCAAGAAUUUAAAAAUGCUCCUUUUUUACAUAUACUCAUAUUGCAUGUAACUAAAUCUUAAGUAGUUUAAUAAUUAUGGGGUAUGUUUUCGUAAUAUGAUCAUAUUAAUAUACUACUAACAUUGAUAUGGUGUUGCUGUACCAUAACAAAGACGGUUAUUAAACUAUUUAUGUGUUUGAUAAUGUGUAUCUUGAAGUAAACAAUAACAAAACAAGAUAGAAGUUUAGUCGUGUGUUUAUUUAAACCCAACAUAAAAGGAAUACAACUUUUUGUGUGAUUCUAUUUUAUAAAAUACUUUCAUAACAUAUGUAAAUUAAAAAAAACUUUUCUGCAAUAUACACCUGUAUAAUAAAUUAUUUUGUUUGAUAGAUUUUUGUUUUGAAAUUCAUUUUUUUCUGACUUGUAAUGAUUGUUUUUCUGUAUUGAUUUUUUAAAAACACAUAGGUAUUGAUUUGAUAUUCAUAUAUUCUUUUACAUGAGUUUUUAUUAAGGGCAUACAUGUAUGCUUUAAGUAAGAGUUGCACGUAUAAGAGACUAGGUAUUAUAGUCGAAAAACAAUGUUGUCAUUUUGUGGCAAUGUUAUUUGAGUAAUAAUCGUUUUAGAGAUAAAAUUUAACUUUUUUUGUGUAUAAACAAGGUUUUCUUUUGUAAUUUAUAUCUUUCAUUCUUGAUGUAUUACUUCAAUCUAAUAUACAUAAUAUUACACAUAAUAAUACAAUAAUAUUCAUUAUAAUUUCACACAUUGUUUUGUUAAACAUUUUAUUAUAUAUUAAGAGUACUAACUCUCGUAUUCACUAAUUGAUCUAAUGUGUAUUUAGUAUGAUUACUAAUUUUAAAUCUUGUUUUAUUAUUAUUAUGAUUGUUAUUUGUCAGUCUAUAUUUGUGUAUUUGUACUACAAGUUGCUGAUAAAAUAUACAGAAAAAGC
Mya arenaria is the source of this 10201-nucleotide messenger RNA. RefSeq names its product diacylglycerol kinase beta-like. Gene Ontology annotation, biological process: diacylglycerol metabolic process; lipid phosphorylation; intracellular signal transduction. Gene Ontology annotation, molecular function: ATP-dependent diacylglycerol kinase activity; calcium ion binding. The coding region runs from base 2177 to 4846 and encodes 889 amino acids. Gene Ontology annotation, cellular component: plasma membrane. Lineage: Eukaryota; Metazoa; Mollusca; Bivalvia; Myida; Myidae. The transcript has 24 exons. The record is from RefSeq and is a predicted model, not a curated record.